Molecule: messenger RNA, 177 nt
Organism: Malassezia globosa CBS 7966
Lineage: Eukaryota; Fungi; Basidiomycota; Malasseziomycetes; Malasseziales; Malasseziaceae
Exons: 2
Coding region: 1-177 (58 amino acids)
Biological process (GO): tRNA wobble adenosine to inosine editing
Cellular component (GO): nucleus; cytoplasm
Molecular function (GO): tRNA-specific adenosine-34 deaminase activity
Source: RefSeq, a predicted model, not a curated record
AUGCUCACAACAACAUUGUAUGUGACCAUCGAGCCAUGUCUGAUGUGUGCAUCUGCACUACGUCAAAUUGGCAUUCAGCGCGUAGUAUUUGGCGCAGGAAAUGAACGUUUUGGCGGUAAUGGUACAGUACUGCCAAUUCACUCAAGAAAAUACCAAAGGUAUGCUGCUAAGCACUAA